AUGCACAAAUCCUCUUCCCACCCUCACAGGGAUGCCUUGCUCUUAGUGCUGCUCUGUAUCCCUGUUAUCGUGGAUGGCGUCCGCGUUCUGGUCUGCCAGUCCGUGGAAUUAGACCGUCGCCCCAUCUUCCGCCCGGGCAUGGCGGGUGGGAGCGCCGCGGCGGUCCUCUCCGUCCUCCCGGGGUCCUCCUGGGUUCCCCAUCUGCCCAGCCACCCAUCAGACAGUCUCCCCACCAUCCAGUUAUUGUUUAACGGGAACAACGGCGUCCUCAACUGGGUCCAGGACGACGAGGACGAGGAUGAGAACGGUAAAGGGACCACCAAGCUUCCUCUCCAGUCUCGUAACGCAGCUAAUGUCCUCCGAGGAGAUCGUGUCCAAGUUGACGACGCUGCUAACAAAGCCUCCGACGGCGUCGACCACUCCCGGUACGGCGUCGACUCCCGCAGCGAGUGGCACGUCGUCGGACGGCGGGGCGACCAGUGGCGCAUCUACGCCGUCGACAGUACCGCCGACGCCGUACACAGCAACGGGUACCACCUCGACGACCAUAACGGGUACCACGGCCACACCGGAAACGACGUCCACGCCCACCACCACGACGUCGACGACAACCGCGACGACACCCACCACCAGCACAGCACCUCCCACAACGUCCACCACCACCACGACAACUACGUCAACGACGCCGACAACGUCCGUUACGACGGCACCCAGGCCGACCAAGUCAACGACCACCACCACGGCGACCACUACCACAACGACAACUACGCCAUCAUCGACGUCAACCACUACGCCGACCACCACCACACCGACGACGACCACCAGAACAACAACGACGACCCCGACUACCACCACCACCACACCGACGACGACGACCACGCCCACAACGACAACCACCACGCCGACCACGACCACCAGAACAACAACGACGCCUCCGACUACCACUACCACGUCCACCACAACACCGACCACGACAACAACACGACCCACGACAACGACCCCGACUACCACCACAACCAGAACAACCACCACCACGACUACGCCCACCACCACCACCACCACGACCACGCCCACCACCACCCGCCGCACCACCGCUUACAUCCCACCACCGCCACCGCCCCCGCCUCCGGCGCCGCCCACCACGACCCGUCGGCCGCCGCUCACCGCCACGCAAACCACCACGACCACCCCCAUCCGCGGCAAGACACGCGCCCCCGGCACCCAGGCGACCGCCAACCCCUAUGUCUUUACCAUCCACAACCCCGUGGGAAUACCAGCAACGCCACCGCGAACCACACCCCAUACCAAUCCACCCUGGCCGGGCUAAUCGGGUUUUGGUCUGUCCUCCUCCCGUUGGACCAGGACGAGAGUAGUAAAGGCUGUAGCGAGUGCUGUCGUAUAAGAAAAACAUACUGGCGCAGCGCUCAAGGCAUACCUGGAAAAACACUAGGAACUUGUUGACCUUUUUCGAAUAAUACGUAGGUUGGCACCCUAUACAACCAUCUUUGCUGCGAGAAGCUUAUUCAGUGCUUCCUUGCCGUUAGUUCUGCAUUCAGCAAAAGUAAAUCCACACAACAGAGUAUGUGCUUAGAUUCAUACGAACCACCGGGACAUGCC
Messenger RNA from Paramacrobiotus metropolitanus, 1617 nucleotides. RefSeq names its product histidine-rich protein PFHRP-II-like. The transcript is spliced from 3 exons. The coding region runs from base 1 to 1461 and encodes 486 amino acids. NCBI's taxonomy places the organism in Eukaryota, Metazoa, Tardigrada, Eutardigrada, Parachela, Macrobiotidae. The record is from RefSeq and is a predicted model, not a curated record.